Messenger RNA from Salvia splendens (bonfire salvia), 2121 nucleotides. RefSeq names its product CDT1-like protein a, chloroplastic. Gene Ontology annotation, cellular component: nucleus. Gene Ontology annotation, biological process: mitotic cell cycle; DNA replication checkpoint signaling; regulation of DNA-templated DNA replication initiation. The coding region runs from base 140 to 1849 and encodes 569 amino acids. The record is from RefSeq and is a predicted model, not a curated record. The transcript has 7 exons. NCBI's taxonomy places the organism in Eukaryota, Viridiplantae, Streptophyta, Magnoliopsida, Lamiales, Lamiaceae. Gene Ontology annotation, molecular function: DNA polymerase binding; DNA binding.
GGUCCUUCUCCAACGAAAUGGCGCCAAAGAUGACGUGGCUCUCCAUUCGCGCCAAAAAAAACCCCUUGAUGCUUCUCCCUUUAUAUUCCUGACCGAUUCCACCCCUUCACCUCCACUGUGUGUGUUUGUUUGUGCUGCCAUGGAUGCCGGUAAACUGUCGCCGUUGAAGUCGAAGAAGCUUCUAAGUUCGCCUGCGCCGUUGGAUCGGAAGGUUUCUGCUCCGAGCCUGGACCCGCUGAGUGUGAAGACCCCAGGGAAGCCGGUGGACCAGCCUCGGAGGCUGCACAACCACGCAGUGGCUUUAUCCGUUUCGGAUGUCAGGAAAGCGGCGAUGAAGCUCUGCGAACGGGUAUCCGAUCCGCCUCCGAGAGCCAACGCGGUUUCGAUUUCAGAGGAACCGGAGAUUGCAAAACUGAAGAAGCCGGCUGCUGCUGAGGUAGAGCUUCCCGAAAAAUACGAGUUGUUGGAGAAGUUCUUCAACAGCUUGGAUUCCUCAAUUAGAUUGCUUCAAUUGAAGAGAUCUGCAACAACAUUUAGUAAUAUUAGCCCCCAAAUAGGAACUUUGACCGAUAGGAGAUUUACAUACAGCCAUUUAGCUCAACUGAAAUUCAUCUUGCCAGAGGCUAUUGUGCUGGAGAAAACCCUUCAACACGACGAGCGCACAAGCUGUAUGAAACCUGAUCUCCGCAUUACAUUGGAUGUUGAAGCAAUCAAGACCAAAGGCAAGUCAAAAUCUGGGAAUUUACAGCUGCGAAAAGUAUUUCGCAACCGGCUUCUGCAUUUCUUCAAAUCUCAUCCAGAGGGUGAUGAAGUUCCAGAGGCAGUGCUACCAGAGCCAUUUAAUCGAUCAAAGGAGGCAAAUUCAGCCCAGCCAUCUGGCACAUCCUCAACUGGUCAGACACAGGGUGUAGCAUCCCCAGGAUUAUCAGUCAGAGCCUCACUUCUGCCUCCAUCAUUUAAUAGGAGCUUUUCACUGCGGGAAUCUGGUCAUCAAGUGGAAAAGCUAAAGCAAGAACUGUCUUCACUCAGUGGUCCUGCUCUUCCUUCAGCUGAUACUGAAGAUAAACAUGCUGGAUGUAGCUUCUCUCUUACAGAAGAUAGUAAAAUUGCCAGAAUCUCAGGCAAGGAGACAUGUUCUUCUUAUGAAGAUUCUUUAAGCAGUGAAACGCCGUCUACUUUCCCCAACACCCAGGUGAAAUGUAUCAAUUCUGUGAAGGAUGAUGACAUGACUUCUGAAAUUAAAACGCCAGUGAACAUGUCAUCUACUCCAAUGAGUGCUACGCCUGCACUUCAAUCUACUAAAAGAUGCUAUAUGAGCCCAGAUAAAGAUGCAUGCAGAACGCCAAGCAAACUCGUUAGACGGCCGCCCCCAAAGAGGCAUCUGAAAUUUGAUACUCCGGUGAAGGGUGUGAAGAAUGAUGGUAAUGAUGAUGGCCUGAGAGGACCCUCACCAGCUCGCAGUGACAUCUUCAACAUUCUCCCAGAGAGUCUCAUACAAUCUAUUCAAGAAAAGGAGAGAUUGGCAUCAAUUGAGCAGGAGCCAGCAAUCUCUCAAGCAAUGAGGCGCCGGAAAAUGAUUGCGGGCCUACCCAAGCUCUUUGAAAGGAUUUAUUUCUUCUUCCAAUCAAUAAGACGCGCAGUCGUCACUAAAGAGGAGCUGAUUCAGAUACUAAUCACCCAGCUAGAUAUCGUUGACAAAAAGGAGGUGGAAGAGCAGCUCAGAUUGCUGCAAGAACUCGCUCCAGAGUGGAUUUAUGAGAAGCCUGCGUUGAGUGGGGGUCUACUCUUAUGUGUCAACAAGAUUUUGAGCCCAGAAGCCAUGCGUAUGAGGCUGUCCGAGGCAAUAUGAAAGAAGCAAGAAAUCAUGUAAAGAGCAUUUUGAUAAAGAGAAUUGAGUGUUUUACAAUCAUUUUACCACGGCAGUAAUGCUGGAUUUUGCUCAUCUUUGAGUUUGAGCCAGAAUGAAUAGGUCUUUUUAUCAUUGGUGUUUCUUCUUUUUGUAACUAAGUUAGCAUUAACUGCUGCAUUUAGUGUAGGGGGAAGUUGUAUAUUCGCUUAAUCAGUUUCUGUAAUUAUAUGAUUAUCUGGGAAAAUAAAUCUUGUCAGAGCCUUUGGAUUUUA